AUGGCCGAGACACUCGUCAACCUCCUUGUUGAACAAUUGGGUUCAGUUGUUUACCACCAUGCAAGUGAAGGGGUGAAACUGGUUUUGAAAGCUAAGAAGGACGUUGACAAGUGCAGAAGCACCCUCAAACUUAUCCAGAAUGUGCUUCACGAUGCCGAGAAGAAGCAAGUGGAGGAUCCCGCAGUGAGAGACAGGUUGGAUCAGCUCAAAGACGUGUCGUACAAGAUGGAUGACGUGCUAGACACUUGGAACACUGAAAUUGGGAAACGAGAAGCUAAGAAACAAGAAAGUCAAGGUUCACAUGAGGAGCCUAUAACUUCAUCUUUCGUUGAAAUAUUGACCAUCUUUGGGCGAGAAGUUGAACAAGAGAGUUUGGUGAGUGAGUUGUUAGGGAAGGGGAAGCCCGGCCUUGUCAUCCCCAUUGUAGGGAUGGGAGGAUUGGGGAAAACAACUUUUACCCAGUUAGUCUUUAAGGAUGCACGAGUUGAAGCCCAUUUUGAUAUCAAAGCAUGGGUUUGUGUCUCAGACCCUUUUGAUGUAAUCAAGAUUGCAAAAGAAAUCCUUGAACAUGUCGGUGGAGAAAAAUCUAAAGAUAGUUCAAAUGUGUUGCAAAUAUUAUUAGAAGAGAUCAAGAAACAUAUCAAGGAUAAAAAGUUUCUCCUAGUCCUAGAUGAUGUGUGGACAGAAAAGCAAAGAGAGUGGGAGAGGUUGAGUUUACCACUACGAAUGCAAAGCUGUUCUGAAGGCAGUAGAAUUCUGGUGACCACUCGAAAGCAGGAGGUUGCUCGAAUGAUGAGAGCAACUAGGGACAUGAUCACUUUGGGAAGUUGA
Rosa chinensis is the source of this 831-nucleotide messenger RNA. Its product is annotated as putative disease resistance protein RGA3. The record is from RefSeq and is a predicted model, not a curated record. NCBI's taxonomy places the organism in Eukaryota, Viridiplantae, Streptophyta, Magnoliopsida, Rosales, Rosaceae. Gene Ontology annotation, molecular function: ADP binding. Gene Ontology annotation, biological process: defense response to fungus. The coding region runs from base 1 to 831 and encodes 276 amino acids. The transcript is spliced from 2 exons.